AUGUUUCCUCUGGAAGAGAUUACACACAGCACUUGCUCUCGUUGCCCGGGUCAGCAUCCUCACACUAUACUUUACAGCAUCUUGAGCGGGAGGGAGAGUGGCUACCUCGACACCAAACUGAACCAGAACACAGCAGCACACAGCUGCCACUGCGAGCAGCGGAGGACUGUUUGCCUGAAGGACCCGAAGACCACAUGCCAAGUUGCCUCCGGCGUGCUGGUCAAAACCAUCUGCUUCAUGAGAGGUUUGCCAUCUUUCAGUCAGCUUCCCUUAGGAGAUCAGUCGUCGUUGUUAAGACACUGCUGGGUUCCUUUAUUUGUUCUGGGGCUUGCUCAAGAGAAGAUAGCCUUUGAAGUGACUGAUGCACCAAAUUCAAGUAUCCUUAGACAGAUUCUGCUUGGACCAGGACUCACUGAGGGUGAGGCUCACCGACCAACCCUUGCCGGAGUCCACAGAUUGAGGACUUGCUUGCGUUAUCUGUGGAAGCUGGAUCUCAGUCCGAAGGAAUAUGCUUACCUGAAGGGUGCUUUGUUGUUUAACCCAGCUGUUCGAGGAUUGAGUGCCUCGUUGUCAAUUGAAGGGCUCCAACAGGAAGCUCACAGAGCUCUCCAAGAAGUCAUCCGCCUCCUGCACUCAGAGGACACUGUUCGCUUCAGCCACAUCCUUCUAGCAGCUUCCGGCAUUCAGACUGUCAGCCACAGCCUGGUCACAGAGCUCUUCUUCAAGCCAGUUAUUGGCAACACAAAUAUGUCACAUUUAUUAACAGAGAUGUUGUUUUUGCAAUCAGAUCCCAGUGAGAAAGCCUUAUAUAUGUAA
Molecule: messenger RNA, 816 nt
Organism: Chelmon rostratus (copperband butterflyfish)
Lineage: Eukaryota; Metazoa; Chordata; Actinopteri; Chaetodontiformes; Chaetodontidae
Product: nuclear receptor subfamily 0 group B member 2-like
Exons: 2
Coding region: 1-816 (271 amino acids)
Biological process (GO): negative regulation of transcription by RNA polymerase II; circadian rhythm
Cellular component (GO): cytoplasm; nucleus
Molecular function (GO): transcription corepressor activity; transcription factor binding
Source: RefSeq, a predicted model, not a curated record